UACCUGUUGAGCUCACCUGAGGGCUCGAGGUGACAGUUCUUUCUGUGACGGGAGGAGGAGCCUGUGGGUCAAAAAGAAACUUCCACCCACGCAGCCUGCAGCAUUCCUCUCCAAACGAAUGUUUCACUUCGACUUUUUCUUCGCGUUUUUCUCUUUCAUAUGAAUAACCUGCAGGUUACUGACGGCUUGGGUGUAACCCAAAAGCACACUUUCUGUUUGAUUCUAGUCCUGUCACAAUCCUAAACCUUUAGUUUCUGAGUGUUAUUUUAUAGAAUGGGGUGUUUCAAUGUAAAUAAUUUAAGAUUACAUUAAAAUUCAUAUUUUUGUUGAUUAAAAUGAUCUUUGAACGACUUAAGUCAUGUUACUGAGAAACGAUUCUUCGGUUUUACAAGCAGAGUACGGAAACCGAAAGUAUCAAGUGCGUCCAAAAAAAAAAACCUUUCGCUUUCGCUUAAAGAGCGCACUUUUUAUCCGUGACUUCUGCAUUCUAGUUUGCAGUGAGACCAGUCUGCCCUAAACUUAUCGAUCUGAUCAUCCAGGCUUCGUCUUUUCGUUUGAUUGCGGUAGGAGUGUCGUGAUCGGGGAUAUCGUUUGAGUUUUUAUGUUACUUUUUUAUUUUGGAGCUGGUUGUGUACAUGUGACAUGUGAGAGUGGUUUACCGUGGAGCAUGUGCUGAAGAUGGAUGAAGGGACAAAGCUGCACCUGAAAGAGUGGCUGAUCGCGCAGAUAGAGAGCGGCAGGUAUGAGGGCCUGUGCUGGGAGGACGAGGACAAAACCAUGUUCAGGAUCCCGUGGAAACACGCAGCCAAGAAGGACUACAAGCAGACGGAGGAUGCGGCUCUGUUCAAGGCCUGGGCCGUGUACAAAGGCAAAUACAAGGAGGGCAGAGACAAAGCGGAUCCCACCAUGUGGAAGACCCGCCUCCGCUGCGCUCUGAACAAGAGCACAGAUUUCCAAGAGGUCCCUGAACGCAGCCAGCUGGACAUAUCCGAGCCCUAUAAGGUCUAUCGCAUCCAGAACCAUAAUUUCCAAGUCAGUCAAGCAGUGAUUCCUGUGAUAGAACAUCAGGUUAUCCGCAAGGUAAAGCAAUUUCCCAGGAGCCCCAGUUGUCCAGGCAAACAGGUUCUCUGUCAAAAGGAAGUGUUUCAGACAAAAAGAGAAGAAAAACCGCCUGCUGACCUGAUGAUGGAGCACAUGUACUGUGGCUUAUCAGGGACAAAAAAACCCAAAGAAGCCCUCGCUCCUUUAGCCUUCCCCACGCCGCCUCUCAAAAUAUCCGACUUCCGCAUGCAAGUGGUUCUGUUGUACCAGGGCAAGACAGUUUUGAAUGCGACCACCAGGAGCACCGAUGGGUGUUUUAUUCUACAAGGACGCGUUCCUUUGGGAAAUGAGAGCAUCUAUGGACCCUGUGCUGCCCAGCAGCUCUCCUUCCCAUCUCCAAGCUCCGUAUCCCUGCCCGCCUGCAUGGCAGACGCAAUGAAUCGCCUUCUUUGUCACUUGGAAAGAGGUGUGCUUUUAUGGAUGGCCUCAGACGGGGUAUUUAUCAAACGUUUCUGCCAGGGUAGGGUGUACUGGAGCGGCCCAAUGGCCCAGCACAAUGACCGUCCGAACAAGCUGGAACGAGAGAAGACUUUCAAACUGCUCGAUAUACCCAUUUUUCUGCAUGGGCUCCAGAGCUAUUUACAGGGGAAGGGCCCCCCACCUCCUUAUAAGAUUGAGCUCUGCUUCGGAGAGGAAUAUCCUGACCCCGGUGUGCCCAAAAACAAAAAGCUGAUCAUGGCUCAGGUGGUUCCCUUGUUUGCAGUGGAGCUGUUGGAGAGGUUCAACUUGGGGGAGACGGAGGAGAAGCACCCCUGCAUCUUAAAAACAGAAGAGGAGAAAAUGGAAGAACCCUGAUGUGUCUUGGAGUGGGGCUGAGUUCCAUUAGAUGAAUGUGAUAAAAGUGUAUAUUGGGCCUCACAGGUUAAUCAAACUAAUGGAUUUUAUUUAAUAUUUUUAUAUAUUGUACUGAUGGGUUGUAUGUGAUGUAUGAACAUUUGGACAUCUCCUUAUAUCAUAUUAAUAAUAUGCUUUUAAUGUGAACUUCUUUGUUUCUCCCUUUGUGUGACAUUUCUCUCAUAUCAGCUUAUAUGACACGAUACAGAUAAUAAAUUCACACUCAUAAUUAAAUCUAUAAAGCUUGUUUGUUCUUUUAUUUUUCUAGCAGACAUCAUGUAACAGAUUCACAAUUUUUUUUAAAAAUAUACAUUUUUGUAGCUGUAACAUUUAAAAAGAAAGACAACAGGUAUCUUAUUUUCCUUCAAGUUUAAAAAAAAAUACACAAACUAAAGUGAGAAAGAGUGCUGAAUCAGAUGAUAUACCCGUAUCUGAAUUUAAAAUACUUUCAUUAUUUUCCCUGCCUUCAAACAAUUACAGUACAUAAAAAAAUGAGAUGGGAACAGAAGCAUACAGUACAAAGGGGUCAAGAGAAUUCACAAAGCAUCAUGUUCCAACGUGUUAUUAGCACCAUUACUCUUCAGCCACACAGCACGCUUUACUCUUUCCAUCAUUCAGUUUUUAAUGGAAAAAAAAAAAAACAUAAAAAA
This is a messenger RNA of Oryzias melastigma (Indian medaka), 2585 nucleotides long. RefSeq names its product interferon regulatory factor 10 (gene irf10). The record is from RefSeq and is a predicted model, not a curated record. The transcript is spliced from 8 exons. The coding region runs from base 679 to 1896 and encodes 405 amino acids. Gene Ontology annotation, molecular function: RNA polymerase II cis-regulatory region sequence-specific DNA binding; protein binding; DNA-binding transcription factor activity, RNA polymerase II-specific. Gene Ontology annotation, cellular component: nucleus. Gene Ontology annotation, biological process: regulation of transcription by RNA polymerase II; immune system process. Lineage: Eukaryota; Metazoa; Chordata; Actinopteri; Beloniformes; Adrianichthyidae.